ACAUCGUCGUCGCGCUCUUCGCCCUCGUCCCCUUCGUCCCCUUCGUCGUCGUCGUCGUCGUCGUCCUCCUCCUCCUCCUCGGAAGGAACGCUUCAAAGUAGAAAACCAAAAGCAGCAGGGGGGGAGGAGGAGAAGAAGAGGCGGCACGGGAGGUACCGGGGGGUGCGCAUGCGGGCGUGGGGGAAGUGGGUGUCGGAGAUAAGGGAGCCGCGGAAGAAGUCGCGCAUCUGGCUCGGCACCUUCCCCACGCCGGAGAUGGCGGCGCGCGCCCACGACGCCGCCGCGCUCUGCGUCAAGGGCGCCGCCGCCGUCCUCAACUUCCCCGAGCUCGCCGCCGCGCUCCCCCGCCCCGCCACCCUCGCCCCGCGCGACGUCCAGGCCGCCGCCGCCCUGGCCGCCGCCAUGGAGGAGCCCCCUCACCACGCCGGCGCCGACAAGGAGGAGGACGCGGCGGAGUUGGCGGAGAUCGUGCAGCUGCCGCCGCUGCAGGAGGAGGAUGGGGCGUUCGACCUCCGCUCCUCGGCCCAGUCGGUCGGCGGCUUCGC
This is a messenger RNA of Ananas comosus (pineapple), 545 nucleotides long. Its product is annotated as ethylene-responsive transcription factor ERF036-like. Gene Ontology annotation, molecular function: DNA binding; DNA-binding transcription factor activity. NCBI's taxonomy places the organism in Eukaryota, Viridiplantae, Streptophyta, Magnoliopsida, Poales, Bromeliaceae. The annotation marks the transcript as partial. The transcript has a single exon. The record is from RefSeq and is a predicted model, not a curated record. Gene Ontology annotation, biological process: regulation of DNA-templated transcription.